Melitaea cinxia (Glanville fritillary) is the source of this 703-nucleotide messenger RNA. RefSeq names its product chorion class B protein PC10-like. Gene Ontology annotation, molecular function: structural constituent of egg chorion. The record is from RefSeq and is a predicted model, not a curated record. Bases 28 to 594 code for a protein of 188 amino acids. Gene Ontology annotation, cellular component: egg chorion. Gene Ontology annotation, biological process: chorion-containing eggshell formation; multicellular organism development. NCBI's taxonomy places the organism in Eukaryota, Metazoa, Arthropoda, Insecta, Lepidoptera, Nymphalidae. The transcript is spliced from 2 exons.
UGUAAAGUUUGUGUUCAAACAGUAAACAUGUUCAAGGCCGUGCUUUCUGUCUGCGCUCUUGCGCUCAUGGUACAGUCCAUUGCUGGCGCAUGCAUUGGAGAUGGUAUAUAUGGAGCUUACGGUGCUCUUGGUCCUUACGGAGCUUACGACGGCUUCGGUGCUUAUAGCGGCCUUUACGACGGCUUUGGAGCUUUCGGUGCUCGAGGUGAACUUGGAGUUCGUUCUUUAGCUGCUUCGAACGGUGCAGGACUGGCUGUAUCAAGCGCUUCCGCUUACCCAGCCGGAGUAUCCGUUUUAUCCGAAAACGCCAUUGAAGGACCUCUUGCAGUCACCGGCGCUCUGCCGUUCUUGGGAACGGUGGCUCUAGAAGGAGCUCUGCCAACUGCCGGGUCUGGUGCUGUCAACUACGGCUGCGGCAAUGGAGCCGUCGCCAUAUUGGCUGAGGACCUCGCCCCCGCUGGCAACGCUGGUCCACUCGGCUAUGGCAUUGGUGCCUGGGGUGCCGAGGGUUUGGGCUACGGUUCUCACGGCUAUGGAAUUAAUGGCCUGGCUGGACCGUUCCGUUCCGGAUGUGGAUGUGGUGCUUUAAUCUAAGAACUGGCUCUUGGUUGUUUGAAAAUAACGUGACAACAUCCUUUUAAAAUGAGUUUUAAGUCUCGAAAAUUUCAACGGAUACAAUACAAUAAAAUCCAAAUUACAUUAA